Molecule: messenger RNA, 1512 nt
Organism: Symbiodinium pilosum
Lineage: Eukaryota; Dinophyceae; Suessiales; Symbiodiniaceae
Source: the annotation of a GenBank genome assembly
GUCCAGCCCCUUGAUGCCGGGGCGAAGUGUGCCACCUUCGCUUCAUCAGCUGAAGCCAGCAACGAGCUCCACUGGAUGCUGACGGUUACGCAGCCUGAAUGCAAGCCUGACCUCGAGGAUUCGAAGGUCGAGUCACGGCCAGAGCCCGUGAAGGGGGCGUCUUUCAGUUUCUUCGACCUGCACGCGGCUCUGGCCUCCUGUUGCACCUCGAAGAUCACGAAGGACGAGGCCAUGGUGCAUGUUCCUGUUUUACCGGCCUUGCUGGGUGGGAAAAACAAACUACAGGUGAUGAUGUCGGAGAAGCGCAAGAACAUUGAGGCCAUCACCGAGCGGUACCCGAAGCCUGAGGAUGGUCAGCACCCCUACUUCGCCUUAAACGCAAGCGAGCGCAUCAGCGCGGGGGCGACACUCUUCAGGUCGUCAUCUGCCGACAUUGUCUCCUCUCCAUGGACAGACCUGGGAGAUCUGGAUAAGGCUGAGUUCUUCUGGGCCGCGUACACAAAGUUGGAUGAUUUCUACGCCCUUGCCGAAGAUUGGCUCGUGGAGAUGGAGACCACAAUUGUGGACGGCAAGAAGAGGUUCCUUAAGCGAGGGAAAGUGCGCUUCCUCUCGCAGGCUUGGCACGUCCCGCCGCAAUGGGAAGAGCUGAUGGGUGAGGGGUCCUAUGCUGAAGCGAAGGCGGCGGAGAUUUGCUGCGUGGCAAAAGACAUUGCAGCUCGAGAACUUGGCAGCACCACACGAUGGAGAGAGGUACAAUUCUGGGUUGACAAAUGCUGUAUUCCACAAGGUGACCGCGAGCUCUGUAGCUGGUGCGUGAACCUGCUUGAAGAGUACAUCGUGUUUUGUGAUGGCCUGGUUGUCCUUACCACGUGGACCUAUUUUACGAGGCUUUGGUGCGUGUAUGAGUGGGCCUGCUUCCUCCUGGUCCAUGACCCAAUGAACAUCGAGAUUUGCGCCGACCCUUUCGUGCGAGGCAGCACGCUGCCCCUGUACCUGGAUGCCAUCGGGAAUUUCAAGCUCUCCUCCUGCCAGUGCUACCGCGAAGAGGAUCGUCAGAUCCUUCAUGACAAGGUCAGUACAUACUACAAGUCCACAGAGCUGUUCGAGAAGUUCUUGAAAUUCACCGCCAUCGCCCUCUUUGCACGUUGUACCGCCCAGAGGCGCUCGGCAAAGGCAGUUUCCGCGUUGGCACCUUGGCAACAGCUCGCAGAGCGCCAAGGGUUUCCUGGACUUGCGGGCCAAAUCUCGGAGAUGAUGGGAUUGCUUCCGGUAUGGCGGGAGAGCGCUGUGGCAAGCGCCACCGGCGGUGGGACCAGCGACGUGCAAUCGGCCGUACUGCACCAAGUUGAGACGUGGUUCGAAGAGCAGAUGGUGCCCCUUAUCCUGUUGAUGAGGAAGGAGGCAGCCAGUGAAGAGGGGCUCAAAAACAUUCAGGAUCUUCGAGAAGCCGCUAGUGAAGUCACCGUUUUGGAUUUUGAAUAUGGUGCAUGCCUUCAUGAAGAAGUCAUCUGA